Messenger RNA from Tauraco erythrolophus (red-crested turaco), 1286 nucleotides. The record is from RefSeq and is a predicted model, not a curated record. Lineage: Eukaryota; Metazoa; Chordata; Aves; Musophagiformes; Musophagidae.
GUGAUGGGACAGCUGGCGAGAAGAAGGAGGAGUCCCAGCCCGUGGAAGAGGACAGGGUGAUGGUAGAAGGACCCAAAGAGGAGCCCCAGAGCCCCGAGGUGGACGUGGACCAUGAGGUUGACCAUUGGGCAGAUGACACACAGGGCAGCCAAGGACCCAGAACACCCCACAAACGUUCUUUCCAAGGAGCCUACACUGAAGACCUUCAAGGAGACUCAACCCAACCAAGGAGAAGCUCCAACCAGAAGGUCUACGAGUGCGUGGACUGCAAGAGGGUCUUCAACUGGGGGAGUUCCUUGACCCGGCACCGCCGGAUCCACACGGGAGAGAAGCCCUUCAAGUGCCUGGAGUGCGGGAAGAGCUUCAGGCAGAGCGUGGUCCUGGUGCGGCACUGGAGGACGCACACCAAGGAGAGGCCCUUCCUCUGCACCACGUGUGGGAAACGCUUCUCCUGGCACUCAGAUCUCAUCAAACAUCACCGCGUCCACACGGGAGACAGACCGUACCCCUGCUCCUACUGUCCGGAGUCCUUCUGGACAAAGACUCAGCUUAGGAGGCAUCAGGAGGUCCUCCAUGGUGGCACUGGGAACAUCCAGCCAGAGGCAGAACAACCACCCCAGGUGCUGGAGAAGACGUUGGAGAUCCAGGAGGAGCAGCCGCCGACAAGACGAGAGGAUGACAUGAAGAACACCGAAGCACCCCCGAGCAAACCGGUGGCCCUCGAGAAGAAGAAGACCCAUAAAUGCCCAGAUUGUGAGAAGACCUUCUACAGUAAGUACGGGCUGAGCACCCACCGGCGCGACCACACUGGAGAACGACCCUACAAGUGCCCGGAUUGCGGGAAGACCUUCAAGAACAUCUACGGCCUCACGUGCCACCACAGAAUCCAUAAGGGCGAGAAACCCUACGAGUGCCCCGAGUGCCACCAGUGCUUCACCACGCCCGGGAUCCUCUACAACCACAAGAAGAUCCACACUGGAGAAAAACCUUUUUCCUGCUCGGAAUGUCGCUCGUCCUUCACUCGGAAGCAAAAACUCGUCUUGCACCAACGCAUCCACACGGGUUUGUUGCUUCACACCUGUCGGAAGUGCCACCAGAGCUUCUCCACCAAAGCUCUCCUCGCCGCCCACCGCCGGACCCACGCGCCGGACACCUCCUACUCGUGCCUGUUCUGUGGGAAGACCUUCAGCGUCGGCGCCGAGUGUCUUCUCCCUCAGAGGACCCACCUGGAGGACGCGCCGGUGGGCCAGGGAGGUUCUCCAGGGGUUGAGGUGCCACCAAAUUAG